AUGUGCAGUCUCAUCGUUGCCGUCCUUGCUUUGCCGCUCGCACUAGCGACGGUGGCCUCAGAGCUCUUCUCGCCUUUGGUCGCUCGAAAGGUCCUAGCGACUGCCAAAAUGCCUCCCAUCCCGAUCCAAUAUCCCCAGUACACUGACACUACCACGGGCAACUGGCUGUGGUUCAAUUCCGAUGCCUGGGCGACCGGGUUCUUCCCUGCUACGCUGUAUGAGAUGCACCGGCGCCAGAAACUGUGUGGACACAAGCACGGAGUGGGUGGCGUAGAUUGGCUGAAGCUCGGUCGCACUUGGAGUACGGGAGAGAUUCCAUCGGAAAGGACGAUAGGUGCUAGUCAUGAUGUGGGGUUUCCUUUUAUCGAAGAGCUGAAAAUAAACCCUCGCAAUGAGACUGCUAGAACAGCUGUCAAAAUCUUCGCGACGGCGCUGGCCAAACGCUUCAACGCCAUGGUUGGAUGCACUCGGAACGAGGACUCGCCUGAUCCUAACUUUCAGGUUAGUAUUGACUACAUGAUGGACCUAGAGGUGCUGUUCGUCGCGGAAAAAAUCACUGGUAACCACACACUUCGCGACAUAGCCAUCAAGCAUGCCGACACUACCAUGGCAAAUCACAUUAGACCCGAUGGUAGCACUUGGCAUGUCAUCGAAUACGACUCUAACACGGGGUCAGUGACAAAGAAACGGACUGCCCAAGGAUUCUCUGAUGACAGGCACAGAAUCUCAGACACUUGGAGCCGUGGCCAGGCCUGGGGUAUAUACGGCUAUGCUAACAUGCAUCUGCGCACAAACUUUCCUAGGUACCUCAAAACAGCGAGACGACUGGCAACCUAUUUCGUCUUCAACAUCCCUUCUGACGGCAUUGUACCAUGGGAUUUCAAUGUCCCUGCGAUCCCUGCUCGCCCUGCCGACUCAUCCGCCGCAACGAUUGCCGUCAACGCGUUGCUGCUACUGUCGCAACGGGAAUCGACAAUAGGAAAUUCCACGGGUGCCCGGUUCUGGCAGAAGUCCGCUUUAUCAAUCCUCCGUGACAUCACUAACCUGGCUUGGCGCCCAGAGUGGGAGAGUUUGCUCUCAAAUGGAACGAUGCACUUACCGGCAAACAAUAAACUGACUGGAAUCGUCUAUGGAGACCACUAUUUUAUCCGGGCUGGUAAUGAGCUCAAGGAGCUAGGACUCACAUCUUGCUAA
Molecule: messenger RNA, 1194 nt
Organism: Pleurotus ostreatus (oyster mushroom)
Lineage: Eukaryota; Fungi; Basidiomycota; Agaricomycetes; Agaricales; Pleurotaceae
Exons: 10
Coding region: 1-1194 (397 amino acids)
Biological process (GO): polysaccharide catabolic process
Molecular function (GO): chondroitin hydrolase activity
Source: RefSeq, a predicted model, not a curated record